AUUGAGUUCAGUGGUCUGGCCAACAGGCCCCUAAAAAUGGCGAAUUUGGCGGCUAAAAUAUAAAGGCCCUCUGUGUAGAGGGCAUGUUUCUCUCAUGCUCCAGUAUAUGAAUAUGACGUGUCAGAUGUGACGUGACAGAUGUGACUACGUGUUUCUUCAUUUUUCUUGUUAAUAGAAAAAUUAUAGAAUGCCUUAUUGCUGCGUAAAGAAUUGUUCCAAUUCUUGGAAAAAGGGUUACUCAUUUCAUUAUAUCCCAAAAGAUCCAGAAAGAAGACAAAAAUGGAUUGAAAACAUUGCUCGACCUGAUUUAGAUGAAUCAAAAAAUCAUUUUGUGUGUGAAGUACAUUUUUUGCCUGAAAUGUGGGAAAAACCACGUAUUGAUGGUAAAAAGAAGUUAAAACAUAAUGCAGUCCCAACGAUUCAUAUAUGGAAUAAAGAUGAAAUAGUUCCUGCUUUAUCAAAUACUGAAAAUACCACUACAUUAAAGGAGAACAAUGAAGUAGACAAUGCAAAACACUUGUCUAUUAAUAAUUUGACAGAGGAAGACGCAUUCAAAGAGAACAAGGAACCAGAAUGUAUAAAUGAUCAAUCAGAUGAGCCAAUAAAUACACCAUUGUUAGUCCAACAAACGGAAAUAAAUACGGCUAUAAAUGUUCAAUCAGAUGAGCCAAUAUAUACACCAUUGUUAGUCCAACAAACGGAAAUAAAUACGGCUAUAAAUGUUCAAUCAGAUGAGCCAAUAUAUACACCAUUGUUAGUCCAACAAACGGAAAUAAAUACGGCUGUAAAUGUUCAAUCAAAUGAGCCAAUAUAUACACCAUUGUUAGUACAACCAAUGGAAAUAAAUACGGCUAUAAAUGUUCAAUUAGAUGAGCCAAUAUAUACACCAUUGUUAGUCCAACAAAUGGAAAUAAAUACGGCUAUAAAUGUUCAAUCAGAUGAGCCAAUAAAUACACCAUUGUUAAGCCUGCCGCAGACGAUAUGUUUUUUCUUACCGGAUUUCUAAUUGGAUUUUCUUACUUGCUACCGUACGGACAAUGGUACUGGCAGUGCUACUGGCCGUGGCUUCACACGGUGUGAGUUUUCGUACGGGCUGAGCAACUGAAAUUUGUUUCAUAGAAGCGGCUUAAAUA
Messenger RNA from Solenopsis invicta (red fire ant), 1133 nucleotides. Its product is annotated as peroxynitrite isomerase THAP4. The transcript is spliced from 4 exons. Gene Ontology annotation, molecular function: sequence-specific DNA binding. Lineage: Eukaryota; Metazoa; Arthropoda; Insecta; Hymenoptera; Formicidae. The record is from RefSeq and is a predicted model, not a curated record. The coding region runs from base 188 to 1006 and encodes 272 amino acids.